Molecule: messenger RNA, 646 nt
Organism: Ruditapes philippinarum (Manila clam)
Lineage: Eukaryota; Metazoa; Mollusca; Bivalvia; Venerida; Veneridae
Product: perlucin-like
Exons: 6
Coding region: 102-593 (163 amino acids)
Molecular function (GO): signaling receptor activity
Source: RefSeq, a predicted model, not a curated record
AAGCAGCUACUUAUCUUAAAGAAAACCAAAACUAACAUGGUCUAAAACAAUGUUUACCAUUCUUUAUUCUGGAAUUGGCUCAUGAACACCGGUUAAGAAAUAUGCAGACGCAUUUUAUAGUAUGGCUUUUUACGUGUUUUGCAAUUAUAUCAGUGUACCAAGCAUGUGAUCCUGGGUGGAAAUCAUUCCAAGACUCUUGCUACCAAUUCUUCACGGAGCUGAAAUCUUGGCCGGAUGCCAAGGCGCAUUGCGAGUCUAUAGAAUCACACUUGGUAAUUGUGAUGACCAGUGAUGAAAACAAUUUCUUGAAGUCUUAUCUCCGUCAAAUCCGCCACACCCAACAUAUAGACCAAGUUUGGAUGGAUGGUGAUGAUUUUAAAUCAGAAGGCAGUUGGAUCUGGGAUAACACUGGAGAAAAGUUUGAAAUACUUGACUGGGGACCCGGGGAGCCAAACCAGAACGGUGGAGAGGAGGAUUGCGUGUCUUUUUAUUCACACGACAACUUUCGGUGGAAUGAUGAACACUGCAACAAGAAUUUCAAUUUCCUCUGUGAAUAUGAACUGUACACCAAUGAAUCCAGUAUACUAGGCUGAUAUAUGUUUUGGUGAAUUAUCUAAUAUCUGAAAUAAAGGUGAAUCACACAAGA